GGUACCAAGUUGCUUUACGGGAAAGGGCAACUAUAAUUUAUUCGGGAACUGCCCUGCUUUAGACUUUUUCAUGGUUAUUAAUUUGUACAAAGAAUCACAAGCUGGUACAGCGGGAACCAAACUGGCAAAUCAGGCUGCCGAGACAACUGUGUAAUUCGCUGGAAAAAGAAACGGAGAACCUCUCCUGCGUACGGGAGGACAAUGUAUAUAAAAAUAUGCAAGAAUCAAAGGAAACCCUCAUAUCCAAUCACCUAGACGAAAUUGUUGCUGCUGUCAGCAUAACGCCUGGAAAGAAGAUCCAAAACAAGCUGCCUCAGACAGCACUAUUCCAACCUCCUCGAGAGAAACUCCACCAUUGUGAAGAGAAAGCGAAGUCCUAUUCUAGCUGUCACGAAUAUAAACAGGCGGUCGGCGAGCUGGUGCGGUGCGUCGCACUGACGAGAAUUUGCUAUGGCGACUCCCAUUGGAAACUGGCAGAGGCACACGUCAAUCUGGCUCAGGGCUACCUCCAGCUGAAAGGACUGUCGCUGCAAGCCAGGCAACAUGCAGAAAAAGCCAAAGAAAUCCUUACCAACUCCAUCCAGCCUCCCUAUAACGACGACACAGAUGUGUUCAAGUGUUCGAUUGAGCUGUUCCAUACCAUGGGGAGGGCCUUACUCUCCCUUCAAAAAUUUAAGGAAGCUUCGGAGAAUUUGUCGAAGGCAGAGCGACUUGCAAAGGAGCUGCUGCAGUGUGGAAGGGUUAUAAAGGAGGAAUGGAUAGAAAUCCAAGCACGGAUCAAAUUGUCAUCUGCACAGAUGUAUCAAAGUCAGAAGAAAUCAAAAGAAGCUCUGCCUCACUACCAAGAGGCUUUAGAAUAUAUUGAGAGCAGUCGAGGUGAAAAAAGUCUUGAGUGUGUACCAAUAUUGAGGGAAUUAGCCGGUGUCGAGCAAGCCCUGGGACUUCACGACGCAUCCGUCAACCAUUUUCUACAGGCGCAUCUCAUCGUGCUGAGCAAAAACCCCUCUCAAGAAGAGGCAGCGGUCUCUGCGCAUUUUGUCGCCCACGCUGCUGUAGCUUCUGGGAGUACCCAGCACCAAGAUAUGGCCGAACAGUAUUUUCAGGAGAGCAUGGCGAACCUUAAGGAUGCUGAAGGGACAGGAAAGGCCAAAUUUCUUUCAAUUCAAGAUGAUUAUUGCCAUUUUCUACAAGCCACUGGACAAAAAGAGAAAGCAACCUCGAUCCUGAGAGAGUCCCUGGAAGCCAAAGUGGCAGUGUGUGGCGAUCUCAGUCCCGAGGUGGCCGAGACCUACAGGCUGUUGGGUGGGGCCGACCUGGCCCAGGGGAACCACGCUGGGGCCCACAGGAAACUGAAGAAGCUGUCCUGGAGAAAGAUGGUGGUAGCUUGCUCCAAGACAGUGGCCAGGGGAUGGAGCAAAGUCGUGGGGGAGUCGAGGGAUGUCGAUAAGGAUGUAGAAGCCACGGCCCAUGGCAGCUCGGAGUGUCUUCAGAUUCAGACCCUCUUGUACGGACCGCAGGACAAGAGGACUCUGGCCACCCAGCAGACGGUGGACGUCCUGUCCAAGGCCCCAGAGGUGGCCGUGAAGUCCAGGCAGGCCCCAAAAGCCAAACCAGCGUUCUACACGGGCGUGGCCCAGCACCCUGUGCUGGGGAAGGCCAGGCCCAACAUGGCGGACUGAGACCACCACACCCCCAACUCCCCUCCCCCCCGAGAGAGCUUUGGUCACGCCUGGGCGCUGACACUGAGGUGACCUAUCAACCUCUCCAGCAGGAAGAUGGAAUUCGACAGACUGUCAGGGCUGUUUGCUCCCGCAGGCCCCAGAUACUGCGGAUUUCCUGCGGGCCACAUUUUGACAGUGGACACCCUUGGGGGUGAUCUGGUGCUUCUAUAAAGAAUUUUUCUUUUUUUUACCGCCCAACUGGUUUUUCUUGCCAACAAAAUUUUUCACCCAUCGGCGCUACUGCGGCUGCAAGGCCUCUCUUCACAAGUUGACAACUUCUGUGUGUGAAUACCGGGUACGGUACCAAUGCAUAGAGAGCCCCUGGCCUAGACCUGGAGUCAGAUUUGGAGCAAUAAAAUUCUGGAAGAAGCCCCCCUUCUUACAGGAAGAUAAUAGGGAUUGAAAAUAAAAUGCUAAUGAGAGGAA
Neogale vison (American mink) is the source of this 2147-nucleotide messenger RNA. RefSeq names its product tetratricopeptide repeat domain 23 (gene TTC23). Gene Ontology annotation, molecular function: protein binding. The transcript has 12 exons. NCBI's taxonomy places the organism in Eukaryota, Metazoa, Chordata, Mammalia, Carnivora, Mustelidae. Bases 216 to 1679 code for a protein of 487 amino acids. The record is from RefSeq and is a predicted model, not a curated record.